CCCGGGCGCCAACGCACAGCCCUGCAGAGACCCUCCAGCUGUUGGAGGAAAACGGAGAGCUUGUUUUUCUCUUGAAAUUCCUUGGCAUCCCCUAGAGCUUACAUUGUUUUGACAUCUUUUCAACUGUCCAGAGUUGAAGAGGGAAAUAAUCUUCAAUUCCAGAGUGUCCGUGGAUUUAGCGUUCUGUUCACCCUCCCGCCCCGACUUCUAACUCUUCAGCCAACCCAGCCUAAUCAUGGUGAUGUUCAAGAAAGUCAAGUCUUUUGAGGUGGUCUUUAACGACCCUGAAAAGGUGUACGGCAGCGGGGAGAAGGUGGCCGGCCGGGUGGUGGUGGAGGUGUGCGAGGUCACCCGCGUCAAGGCCGUGCGGGUCCUGGCGUGCGGCGUGGCCAAGGUGCUGUGGAUGCAGGGGUCGCAGCAGUGCAAGCAGACCCUGGAGUACCUGCGCUACGAGGACACGCUUCUCCUGGAGGACCAGCCCACAGGUGAGAAUGAGAUGGUUAUCAUGAGACCUGGAAACAAAUAUGAGUACAAGUUCGGCUUUGAGCUUCCUCAGGGGCCUCUGGGAACAUCCUUCAAAGGAAAAUACGGGUGUGUAGACUACUGGGUAAAGGCUUUUCUUGAUCGCCCCAGCCAGCCAACGCAAGAGACAAAGAAAAACUUUGAAGUGAUGGACCUAGUGGAUAUCAAUACCCCUGAUUUAAUGGCACCAGUGUCUGCUAAAAAGGAGAAGAAAGUUUCCUGCAUGUUCAUUCCUGAUGGGCAGGUCUCCGUCUCGGCCCGAAUUGACAGAAAAGGAUUUUGUGAAGGCGAUGAGAUUUCCAUCCAUGCUGACUUUGAGAAUACAUGUUCCCGAAUUGUGGUUCCCAAAGCUGCCAUCGUAGCCCGCCACACUUACCUUGCCAAUGGCCAAACCAAGGUGCUGACGCAGAAGUUGUCAUCUGUUAGAGGCAAUCAUAUUAUCUCAGGAACCUGUGCAUCAUGGCGUGGCAAGAGCCUUCGGGUGCAGAAGAUAAGGCCUUCUAUCCUGGGCUGCAACAUCCUUCGAGUUGAAUAUUUCCUUCUGAUCUAUGUUAGCGUCCCUGGUUCCAAGAAAGUCAUUCUUGACCUGCCCCUGGUCAUUGGCAGCAAGUCAGGUCUGAACAGCCGGACGUCCAGCAUGGCUAGCUCCGAGAUGAGUUGGGUAGAUCUGAACAUCCCUGAUACCCCAGAAGCUCCUCCUUGCUAUAUGGAUAUCAUUCCUGAAGAUCACCGAUUGGAGAGCCCCACCACUCCUCUGCUAGAUGACACAGAUGGCUCUCAAGACAGCCCUAUUUUUAUGUAUGCUCCUGAGUUCAAGUUCAUGCCACCACCUACUUACACUGAGGUGGAUCCCUGCAUCCUCAACAACAAUGUGCAGUGAGCAUGUGGAAGGAAAGAAGCAGCUGUAUCUACUUGUUUCUUCCCACCUCUUCCUGGACUCUCUUGCAGACUCAACAGUCUCGACAGUGGGGUUUGGGUCCACCCCAGCCUCUGACUCCCCAGUGUAGGAGGUGACCAGCGGGCAGUCUCCUGGGCCUUAAAGGGUGCACACUCAUCCUCCGCCAGCCAAGAUGUUGUGAUAAUGGGGUGUUUGCUAGAUGGGUUUAAAAACACACUAGAAAAACUUACGCCCAUCCCAUUUUCUGAGAUCUUGAAAAUUGAGGCAUAUUCAGUAGUUUUGAAUAAGGGGUAGAAAUGGCCUCCUGGCGUGGUCAUCCCAAGAUUCUGUGGAGUGGAAUAUUGAUUGUUAUAAUGAUGUCAGAUCUUGAACUUCUGUACCGUGUGGAACAGAGCCAAUUUAGCAAACUGGGAAAAUGAAAAGGAAAAAAAGCAUGUCCGUAACUUUGGGAAAAGGGGGUUCUUAAAAUCAUCUUUGCCCUUUGUAAAUUUAUAGAAAAA
Molecule: messenger RNA, 1920 nt
Organism: Miniopterus natalensis
Lineage: Eukaryota; Metazoa; Chordata; Mammalia; Chiroptera; Miniopteridae
Gene: TXNIP
Product: thioredoxin interacting protein
Biological process (GO): protein transport
Cellular component (GO): cytoplasm
Molecular function (GO): ubiquitin protein ligase binding
Source: RefSeq, a predicted model, not a curated record